UCUCAGAACGUCCAUUCCUUGUAUUCUUUGCGUUGUGCACUUGGGAUUGAUCGACUAAAACUGAUUGACUGGCUAACUCACUGACUGUUCUCGUUGCCCACGGCUACUUCUCCCUACACGCUCUGUUCUCUAUCACAAUUGGCUCUACACACUUACUCACCCACUUGUUCACUCUCAUCUUUUUCACAGGAAACUCUCCACAACGAGCUCGCCUUACUCUACUCCAAGUCUACCUACCAUCGCCCAACGGCCACCAUGACGCCUAUCUCGUAAACGCCCCCUUCUGAAUCUCCUACCCGCUUCGAGUGUAUCUACGCACCGAACCUCCUCCAUCUCUCCGACGUCCGAGCGCGCUUGACAUCCGUCAUGUCUUCAAACACAAGGACCGCAAAAAUACAGAUCCCAAGGCUCGAUCGGCGCGAGAAUCCAGACAGGGCUGCUGCUGAAUCCAGUAAAAGCCGCGUCCCUCGUGCUUGCCUAGCCUGCCGUUCGCGCAAAGUCAAAUGCAAUGGCGCAAGGCCUGCGUGCAAAAACUGCGAGGAUUCCAAUGUCUCAUGUGUCUACUCGUCGAGCCGGAAGGAUCGUUUGAAAACAGCUACCUCGCAUAACCAGCAUCUACUAAACCUCUUGAGAGACCUUAAGCACCGCGUUGAUAGCGACAGCAGGACACGAAUCGAGGAAGCACUGGCAUCUAUCACGGACGACGUCACAGAUGCAGCCCUUGCAACUGGUACACCAGAUACACAUCGUACGCCAGCAGUUCCUCCUGAGGACCGGUCGGAUGAUGAGCGAGGGGAAGCAAACGUUUCCGCCGAAGUCGGUUCCGACGAAGAUCUUGACUUGGUCGAUGAGGAUUUACUACGCGACCAGCAAUCUCGGGCAACGGGAUUCGUGGGUAAGACUAGCGAUAUUCAAUGGCUUCGCCGCCUGGAUCACGAGACCAAACAUGGACCCCGCGACACAUCGUCUGGUCCAUAUGGCCCCCCAGGUUCAAGUCAUCGGGCUUCUCUUGAGCGGGUAAAGGCCAUGAAGAAACGCAAAGAGAAGGAUCCAGAUCCUAAGGCGGAUACGAGUAGCUUGAGCUAUUACUUGGACGACCAGCCUUUCGAUCUGGACUAUUUGGUUGACGCUUGGGAAUUGCCCCCCUUCGCCACUGCAGAACGACUCCUGAAUUGCUACAUGACAAGAGUUCACGAUACCUUUCCCAUUGUGGCCAAGAAAGCUCUUGUUGGCCGAUUCUAUCAAUACUAUGCAUCGGUGGGCCGCGGUCAGGUACAGAAGAUACCUCAGCGCUGGCAGGGUAUGCUCAAUAUCAUAUUCGCAAUCGGAGCCGUGUACUCCCAUCUCGCAGAGGAGCAUUGGCGAGCAGAUGAUAGAGAUCACCUCGUCUACCAUUCAAGAGCAUGGGCUCUUACUCUGAAGGAUCCUUGGUGGUUUUCUCACCCGGACCUGCCACAGCUCCAGAUAAAUGGAUUGCUGGCAUUUUAUUAUCUAGCCAUAGGGCAAGUCAAUCGGUCGUGGAUGGUCAGUGGCAUGGCUGUACGAUCGGGCUUCGCCCUUGGACUGCACCUUCGUAAUGAAGAUCGUACAGCUACGGCUGUAAAGAAGGAGAUAUUGAGGCGUGUCUGGUGGGGCUUAUACUCGCUUGAGAGUGCACUCUCCAGUCUCACCGGAAGGCCUAGCGUUGCCUUCGCAAGCCACAUCUCUAUUCCCUUACCACUACCACUUUCCACGGAGGAAAUCGAUGAAGCUAUAAUUCUAACGCGCUUUGGGGGAAACACCACUGCGACUGAGAGUCCGGAGCAUUUGCUUGGAGAUACCCAGGCCAAUACAACAACCAAUUCUAUUCCAGGCACCACCAAGGCCAGGUCAGAGCCGACGAAUUCAGGAUCAUAUCUCAAAGCCACAGCUAAGAUCAGUAUGAUCAUGCAGAAGUCAUUAUCAGUGUUGUAUUCGCCCGAUGCUUCCACGAAGUCAUGGGAAGACGCGCAGAAUAUGAUAGUCCAGUUGAACGAACAGCUCGAUAUCUGGGCGGCUUCCCUACCCCCGGGGUUCGCCUUUGAAAGCGACAAUCUCAUCCCUCACCAUCGAGAUCGAAGUAUUCUCGAGAUGAGUUAUUAUGGCGCUAGAAUUAUGAUAAAUCGGCCAUGUCUAUGUCGCCUCCACCGCCACAUUGAGCACCAAAGCCAGGCAUCAGAUGAUUUCAAUCGCAGAACGGCUGAAUUAUGCGUCAAGUCGGCAACAGAUAUCGCUGACUGCCUCCCAGACGAUCCGGACUUAGAUCGUGCCAGAAUCUAUCGAGUUGGUCCUUGGUGGUCCAUGGUACAUGUCAUCAUGCAGGCGCUUACAAUACUCUUACUCGAACUGGCCUAUAAUGUCACCAUAGAAUAUGGUCAGAAAGAGAUCAUCAAGCCACUGAGAAAGUUACUGCAGUGGCUAAGGGCAAUGCGUGCAACUAACACGAUGGCCGAGAAAGCUCAUGGUAUCUCAGUCACUUUGUUGAAAAGAUUGGAAUCUCGUAUCGACGUUGAUAUUACCGAUAUGAUAGAAGAUGUUCAAAAGUCUCCAGCGCGCACGUCGUCAAUCUCCACUGAUCGUGCUGAGGGUUCGGAGAACAUGCCAAUGCCAAACGCCUCAGAUUCUGGUGAUCGUGAAAGAUACCAUUCUAACACCCGUCACACACUCGAGCCAACAUCGGAAUUCCUCUUUGAGGACCAAAUCGCCUUCCUUGGACCGAAUGAAAGCGAGACAUCCGCGUCAUCCGAUUAUUUUGUUCGAUCAUUUCCACAGAAUACGGCCUUCACAAAUUUGUUCGUAACCGUAUACGACGAACAAAAUCCGUUUCCAUUUACGGAAGGAGAAUUCGUAUUGGAAGACCUUGAUAUCACCGCUCAGAAUCAUUCAUAUACUCAUUUCCCAAGUAAUAUGCAAGACUCUGACCGAUUUCCAAAUUGAAAUGGAUGGGAAAUAUCACGUUUUCAAACCCUCUACUGUAAGAGUAUAGGAGAAAGAGAAUUUUGAAAAUUACAGCGUCGAGCAAGAGUGGAGCUCUAUGAGAAGAACGGGAUACAUAACUGUCAAUACAGUUUGAUAAUGUGCAGUGUUGACCAAAGCACAGAACCCAUAAACACACACAGAGCUGAUCUCAGAGCAGCUAGGCAGUUGCUCAUGCUCAAUCUAGUAGCAAAUAUUGGAGCGAUAGUAUAGUCUGUCAAUAUGAAAGACUCGUUGCUAAAACGGCCAACAGUCAACAUUCU
Aaosphaeria arxii CBS 175.79 is the source of this 3257-nucleotide messenger RNA. RefSeq lists its product as uncharacterized. Gene Ontology annotation, biological process: DNA-templated transcription; regulation of DNA-templated transcription. The record is from RefSeq and is a predicted model, not a curated record. The transcript is spliced from 7 exons. Bases 367 to 2955 code for a protein of 862 amino acids. Gene Ontology annotation, molecular function: DNA binding; zinc ion binding; DNA-binding transcription factor activity, RNA polymerase II-specific. Lineage: Eukaryota; Fungi; Ascomycota; Dothideomycetes; Pleosporales.